GCCGGAUUUCAUUACAGUCUUUAUUCUGGAGUGCAUCGGAACUUUUAAAGCUUACAGUGGAAAAUCGGCGAAGUUUUUACUAAUUUCAGAGUUUGUUUUUUCGCUAUGGCUUUCUAACUUGCUCCAAGCCCAGAACAAGUGUGCUCUGCACUUGUACUGCAACAAAAACAAAAUCAGUAAAAAUGGAGUCUUUUGGUGCCUAUUUUGCACUUUCCACUGUCAUCUCUGGCAGGAAUCGUGCCCGCUCUAAUUCAAGGAGAUCUUAUCGUUUCCGCUGUAAUAAUUCAAGGAGAUUUAGUCAGAUAAACAGUAGAAGACAUGUCUCUUCUGGCGGCUCUCAACCUCGACUUAGAAGAUUCCAUGCUGCAAGCUAGCGUGGCCUUCUGGAGGCCGGAGCAUGUGAAGCUCCCUGUCCAUGCAUUGGUCUGCAGAAAUCUGCCGGGGCUAGUAGAGAAUGGAAACUCCAAUAGGGCAGUGUGCAGAGAACAGACUGCACUUACAGGCGAUGGGUUUACCGACUGGAUGACUGAGAGGAUGGACUUUUCUUCCUUCCUCCCAGAUUCUGAUGUGUCAUCUCUGCAGGCCCCAACCCAGGAUCUGGAGACCAUGGCUACGAUGCUUAAGAAUGAGCUCGAGCAGAUGGAAGACUACUUCCUCGAAGAGACCCUGUCCCCCAGUGUUGCUAGACCACCUGAUCAGGUGGCGCCAUGCACACCCCCAUCACAGGAGACUUCUGUCCAGUUUGUAUAUCCUGUUGCUGAACUGGGGACUCCUGUACCUGUAUUCGAGCCCCUUCUUUCCCAUCCUAUGGCCUCCAGCUCGGCAGUGUUAGAAACAUUAGACUCUGGCUGUCUUGAGUUGUUGAAUUUGUACAGUACGGAUCCACAUAAAUUCCAGGAUGGAGCAGAGUAUGUGCGAGAGGGCUUUCUUGAUGUGUCUGGUCAGACAGAGUCACUGAUGCAGCAGGGAAAAGUGAGGAGCUCACGGCCUACACCUUAUGACCAUCCUGACAGCCCACUAAAUAAAGAUGUAGUUGGUUCCAAAGUCAUGGGAGCAGAUGGAAGGAGAACACAGGGUGGUGACAGGAAACAGAAGAAGAGAGAUCAAAAUAAGACUGCAGCACUAAGGUAUCGACAGAGAAAGAGGGCUGAACAUGAAGCUUUGGAUGAGGAAUGUCAGGAUUUGGAGGCCAAAAACAGAGAACUGAAAGAGAAAGCAGAGUCUAUUGAGAGGGAGAUCCAGUAUGUUAAAGAUCUUCUUAUUGAAGUUUACAAGGCCAGAAGUGAGAGACUCAGAAACACCUGAGAUUUUUAUUUUCAAUAAAGACUUGAGAUAUUCUUGCAUGAUUUUCAUGGACCACUUUAAUAGUACUGCAGGGUCUUCCAAAACUAUUUUCUUUAGUUGCAGCUACAUAGAAUAGCACUGAAACUAAAACAAAUGUUCUUUUAUAGUAAGUUUUAUAGUACAGUUAUCUGCCACAGAUAAGCCUUUCCUGUGGGCAUUUAUUUGUGAUUAUAUAUGAAAACUGUUUUUCAUAAGGUUGAGUUCUGUAGUAAUCUAUUUGUUUAUCUUUUAUGUGUCUGAUUUUUCUUUUUCUUAAGUUAAGCAAAUGCAUUUUGUAGGAUGUCUUAUUCUUUUUGUAAAGGAGUUAGUCAUUGUGUUCAUGUUACUGCCCCACUACUCAGAGGUAUUUGCAAUUUAAUUAAGUAGAGAUAGACAUAAUUAAAUGAAAAUGUGUUACCUGAAAGUGUAGUCGUCUAGUAGGUGUCGGUGUGGCUUCUUUGAAGUAAAACAUAUGUAGUAAUCAGAAGCAACCAUGUCUGUUUGCAUCUGAUAGAAGAGCAGGUAGGUUAAGAUGAAUGUUUCUGGGUUAAUUAUAAACUUGGUUGUUGCAUGUAAGCAUUAAAAGGAUAUGAUAGGUACUGCUGUUCCUUGAAAUAAAUAAUACGGAAGACACACUGGAGCAUUUGGGAUGGUGAGUAAAAGAAAUGUAAGACAAAGAGAAGGCGUAGGUGUGAUGCUGAUGUUUAGGGGUUGAAUAGGAUUGGAAAUUGACAAACUGAGCAGGCUUAGUGAUGAUUUUCUGUUCAUUAAAAAACUGUCAUGGGUUCUCCGAUAUGAAGUCCUUGUCACAUCUGUUAUUUCUUUGUUACCUCAAAAGUAUGUCUUAAGCCCGCGAUGAAACUGUUUGCCUUCAUUAUAGGUUGCUGUUGGGCUUUAUCACCAUGCAAACCACACAGGCUGACAUACAAAACAUUAACUGUGUCAGGAGGCAUAUUAAGAAGUUUUGAGUUAGCAAAAUUACUAUUGGGACCUUUUGCUAUGCUUCAAGGGCUGCUGCAGCAUUAAAGAUGUUUUGCAGAGAUGGGUGGAGUUAAAAGGUGCUGCACAAUAUCAGGAUUAUCUUGGCUGUAAAUGCAGUUCAGAAAGAAAGAAAUGGAUCUAUCUGAUCCAGAGACACAGUUUAGGAUGAGGUUCAGAGAUAUGAAAAGUUUUCCUUAAAGGUGGUCAGAAUAUGCUUCAAAAGAAAGAGUGGGUAACACUGUACUCGGUCAUUACUACGUGUAUACUUAGGUAAAAGGUAAGGUGCACUGAAUAAAGUGUUAGUGACAAAUAACUAAAGUUCUGUUGAGUUUCACUUUGCUUAUACCAUCACCCCAAAAGGAGUUCACUGUGCAUGAGAUGUAGCAGUACCUUGCCUGAACAGCUUAAGUAGGUGUUGGCUAUACAUGAGACUGUUUAUUUAUUGAAGUCCAGAGUGUAUACAAUUAUAAAUAUAUAGUCCACAGAAUGUGUCCAUUGCUAUUGAGUCAUAUCUGACAUAACAGAGGUAACCACCUGUCACAAGUUAUUGGACUAAUUACUCAGUACCAAAGCUAUAUAUGGCAUUUUUUGUAACAAAAUGUUGUUGCCUAAUGCUGUAUAACUGAUACCUUACCAGUGUAAGGUUUAAAUGUGUGUUGAGGCAAGUACUUGCUCAGUUAUAAGGGAUUAGUGUAUGGUAGUAAGGCACCUUCUGAGGAGGUUGGACCUGGGGCUAGCUACCUGAUCCCAUAAAACCUGUACCUGCUACAGGAACAACAAGUGCUGAAGAGUGCUUUUUGCCUGAUGUGCUGUAUGCACAGGAGUGAAUCCAGGAUGUAGUAUUAAGACCUGAAUCCAGGAUAUAGUAGUAAGACCUCAUUGUCAGACAUGCUGACUAGUGACAGCAAACGCACAUAGGGUCAUAGGUUAGUACUAGGCUAACUGCCCUCGUGGCCCAUUUUAUGCCUAGCCAAUUACCCCAUGUAAGAAUCAAACCCUGCACCUUGCGUCUGCAAGGUAAACAACUUAACCAUUAUGCCAACCUCCCACCCCAAAUAAUGAACAUUGCCAAGUCUCAAACCUAGGACCUGUACACACUAGUCAGAGCAAUGUAUCACUACACCAUCUGAGCAUUUAAUUACUUGCUCAUAUGUAAUACUUCUGUACAGCAGCAGGCAUAAGGUGUGUAUGCACUCGUAAUGUACAGUUUUGAUUAACUAAAAUGUAAUCCUCUCUUUCUCAAGAUUUGUUCUUUAGUCCAUAUGUGACAGAUAAAACUAUGAGGGAUUUAGGUAAUAUUAGAAAAUGAUGUGUAAUCAAUACUGUUAGGUUUUAGAGCAUUUUUUCUACAGUCACAUCUUCCCGAUUCAUAUCGGGGAAUAAUAGAAGAAAUGCGGUGUUUGAUAAAUUCCUAAUUGUUAAAUGAUUACUACAGGAGGAAGAAAGGAAGCAAUGGGAUUGCACAGGAAAAAAGUGGAGCACAGUUCUCACAGGCAUUGUAUACAGAGCCCUUUUUAUGAUGAAGCUUAUAACAUUCCUGAUCCACCGUAAGGGACAUCUAGUAUUGGAGCAUACUCAAGACGUUGCAUUUUAGGGCGUGUUUCUGUCAAAUGCAGAGGGAAAGUAGAGCUCAGGUAUAGAUGUGGGCAAUCAUUUGAAAACAAAUUGUCAAGCAGUAAGGUUCACAAAUACUGCAGUCAGAUGAAACAAAAGUGAGGAUUCUGGACUUCAGGAGAGCAGAUAAUGACAAAUGAGAAAGUGCCCCAGCAAAGACAGCAUGGAUGAAAAAGGGAAAUCAGUGAAAAUAAAUAUGCAAAUCAAAUUAAAAAAUCUACUUCACAACUUGAGGUGAUUAUUGGUCAGUGAAAAUUGUGUUUUGGGAAUAAAAUGAAACAAAGAAUAAAGUUGGAGAAUAUUAAUUAAUGCUGGAAAAGUAUUCAGAAAAGCAAAAUUCAUAGACUAAAGAAAGGACAGUUUUAAGCCUUGUCCAUGUAUGAAAAAAAUGUUUUAUUAAUUUUUAUGUCUCAUUGUGAUGCAAUUUAUUUUUCUUCAUAAGAAAAAAGGUUGUUUUACCUACUUUUUUUUUUUUGUUACUAUGCUAUAGUUUGUUUUUAAAUAUGUGGUCUCUUGUCAGAUGUUGGAAUUAAUUGACUAGCUGUGCCUGUUUAUACAAAGUUAUAUCAGCAUAGUCUGUGCUUUAUGUUUGUACUUCAAAGUGUUGUAUUGUGUCUAUUAAAUUGGCUUUUUUUA
This is a messenger RNA of Protopterus annectens (West African lungfish), 4554 nucleotides long. It is a transcript of the gene ATF5, whose product is annotated as activating transcription factor 5. The transcript has 3 exons. The coding region runs from base 319 to 1305 and encodes 328 amino acids. Gene Ontology annotation, molecular function: RNA polymerase II transcription regulatory region sequence-specific DNA binding; DNA-binding transcription activator activity, RNA polymerase II-specific. Gene Ontology annotation, biological process: regulation of transcription by RNA polymerase II. Gene Ontology annotation, cellular component: nucleus. NCBI's taxonomy places the organism in Eukaryota, Metazoa, Chordata, Ceratodontiformes, Protopteridae. The record is from RefSeq and is a predicted model, not a curated record.